AUGGCUAACCUUCUAGGCUCCCUAUUAUUACUCCUUGCAUUCAUCCACACGCUAUGCCUCGCCUACUCCCCCGAUCUCCGUGAAAUCUACAGAUUCUCCAACGGGACCUGGGUCGAGAACAUCGCAGUCCGACCCAACGGCAACCUCCUCGUCGCAGUACUGAGCACAGCAGAGCUCUGGGAAAUUGACCCUUCAAUCUCAUCAGGUCCCAGCUCAGCCCAUCUAGUCCAUCACUUCGACGGCGCCGAAGACGCAGAUGGGAUUACGGAGAUUUCACCAGAUAUCUAUGCAGUCAUUGCAUCCAACUCAGUCUAUACGAUCGAUCUCAAAAGCCAUGAAACUGCGCCCAAGGCAAUCCUUAUCGCGAAACUUCCCGCUGGCUAUUUGAACGGCAUUGCCGCUCUAGAUGAAGGAAAUGCAGUUGCCAUAACUGACUCCCAACUCGGCCUUAUAUGGUAUCUCGAUAUCCGCACUGGUAGCUACAGCGUUAUCCAUCAAGACGAGACAAUGGCCGCAAAUCAUGACAUGGAUUUGUUGCUUGGGGUCAAUGGAUUGAAGAUAGUAGACGAUUAUAUGUACUACAGCAACACCCCGAAGCGGAUUUUCUGUCGUGUUCAAAUUGAUACACAUACCGGUCGUGCAUUGGGGCCUUAUGAGGUUAUCAGCCACGAUACACGGGCUGAUGACUUUGCUAUUGGCCCGCAUGGGGUUGCGUAUUUGGCGGGUAUUGUUGAUAAUGUGGUGACCAGGGUCUUUCCCAAUGGGUAUCAUGAGGUUAUUGCGGGUUCGAAGGACUCGAGGGAUUUAAUGACCACUACGUCGGCGGCUUUUGGGAGGACACAGAGGGAUCGCAAUGUUCUUUAUAUCACUACUGGAGGGGAGACCAAGCUUCCUGUUAACAGCACGAGUACCAGAGGGGGGAAGGUUAUGGCGCUUUCUGUGGAGUUUUAA
Molecule: messenger RNA, 951 nt
Organism: Penicillium samsonianum
Lineage: Eukaryota; Fungi; Ascomycota; Eurotiomycetes; Eurotiales; Aspergillaceae
Exons: 1
Coding region: 1-951 (316 amino acids)
Source: RefSeq, a predicted model, not a curated record